AUGGAAAAUGCAAGAAGUAAUGAUGCAAGUGAAUUUUUCGAGGCCCAAAUAAGCCAUAUGGAACAAAUGCUAGCAGCCUUAACAGAAUCUUUGAGGCAACAACCUUUACCCCCACAACUUCCACCGGUACAAGUUGAACUGGAUAACAAUGACAUCAUCAAUUUAACUCAGAAGUUCAUGAAGAUGAAAGCGCCGACUUUCUUGGGUGGUAUUGAACCCUUAAAGGCAGAAACAUGGCUGCUCAAAAUAGAGAAACCGUUUGAAGUAUUUCCUUGCUCUAAGACACAAAAAGUUAUUUUGGCCACCUACACCCUAAAAGAUCAAGCCCGAAGAUGGUGGUUGUUAAUCCGAAAUAACAGUGGAAACAUGACAUGGACUCAAUUCAACGAGAUUUUCUACGACAAGUACUUUCCUCAGGGUUUCUGGGACCGAAGGGUGUCUGAAUUCCAAGAAAUGAAGCAAGGCAAGAUGUCCGUAGCUGAAUAUGAGGCUAAGUUUACUGAGUUAGCCAUAUUUGCUCCUCACAUGGUCGAUAUAGAUUAUAAAAAGGCUCGGAUAUUCGAAUGGAGGUUGGAUCUGGACAUGUUUGACAGAGUAGGCGUUUUGAAUGGCAGCAAUAAAACAAGCCAAAGCACCAAUAACAGAAUGAAGAGGAAAGAGGUCGGGGAAUAA
This is a messenger RNA of Camellia sinensis, 672 nucleotides long. NCBI's taxonomy places the organism in Eukaryota, Viridiplantae, Streptophyta, Magnoliopsida, Ericales, Theaceae. The record is from RefSeq and is a predicted model, not a curated record.